UCCGGUUGAGCGCCGGUCGCGUCCCUCGGUUUUGGGGCGUGACAGUUUGAUUGUCAAAGCUUACCUUUAGAAUGGUUCAAUGUGGAAAAAAAGGCAAAAAUAGGCAAGGAACGCAUAUGACCUUGGAGAUUAGGCAAAAAUAGGCAAGACCCUGCUCGGGACUUUGCUGAAAAAAUGUGCUCUCCUUAUCUUUUGUUACUAUUUAGGCUGAAUCUGUUGCAUUCUUAUUGAUCUUCAUCAUUCUUUUACAAGACAGGAUUGACCGGAUUUGACAUUUGUUGAGCUGUUUCUUCAGCUUGUUCAUAAUAAUGCUUCCCAUGUCUUCGUCCGUGACAAAUUUUUGCCUCUUCUUUUCCUUUUCUUCAGCUGAAAAUGCUUUUCGUUUUUUGGAAUUACAGCCUUUCUUUUUCUUGGUUAGAGAAAUUUAACAGAGAUAUUUUCUUUCUUCUUCAUUUUUUUGGGUGCCUUUCUUCUCUGCCAAUUGUCUGUCUCUGUUUCAUUGCAUGGUCUUCUUGAUUACACAUUGGGUUAGAGAAAUUUAACAGAUGUUUCAUUUUAUUUUUAAUGAUUGUGCCUCCUGGCAGUUCACUUGAGGGAUCUUUUGCAUUGUGUUAAUUCCUCUUGAACUUGAAGACUAUGUCCAUCACACUUAUUAUCACAUUGAGUAUUAGCCAAUCUCCUCUUUUUUGUAACAGUACCAUUGCCUAAAGUCUUUCUCUGUUUAAUCUUCUCAAUCAAAUGCUGAACAAAGAGAGGAUUCUUGAAAACUUUUGCCAUAAAGAUUACCAUAUACUUUUGCCUCGUCUCACUAUUCUGUAACCUCUCUUUAACAGUAGCUAAGUAGCUUUCUAUGCUCUCUUGUUGUUGUUUUAGACUCUGGACUUCCAUUUUCUAUGUGUUUUGAUCCUUUUUCAGCUUCUCUAAUUCAGCCUCAAUACCAUCUUUAUUGCAAGAACCGAGCCAAGAUUGUGCUGAUCCAUUAUGGAUGAUCAUUGUAUCCAUUAUGGAUUAAUGUGAUGUGUUGUGUAUGAGAGAGAUAUCCAGAAUUAAAUGCUGGAUUCAAGUUGGCAGAUUUGUGCAUGUUUGCUUAUGAUGAUUUCUGUUUGCAAUGAGUUCUCUGGAGGCAGUUUCGCGCAUAGCCUAGCAUAAUUCUGGUAUGCCGUAGCCCAAGCGUUACGAGAACUUCCAGAACACCUUUCAGUCAGCACUUACAUCACAAGCACGACCAACACCUUCAGGUCAUGUUGCAGCAAAUCCGAUUCAGUCAGAUCAGACCACAACACAGCAGGUUCCAUCAGCCCGGGCUGCGUCACAACACCCACCAUCUAGAAAGCGUAGUGGACGUGUGUCUUUGCAACAUUGGACUGUAGAUGCAAUAGAUUCGCAAGGAGCUAGCAAGAUACUUAAAGUGAAAAAAGGGACGUGUUAAAUUUAUCUAAUGGAGAACGCAUUGUGGUUGAUUUUGACUACACGGAUUCUCCCAUUGGUGAAGGACAAGGCGUUCUUGCAGGCUUUUGCGGAAUUUUAGCAACCAACGGCUCCAUUUUUCCAAUUCACUUUGAGAAAUGGCCGGAUUUACCUGUGACAACCUUCAACCGUCGUUAUGAUCAAUUUAUAAAGCCUCGAUUUUGUUUUAGGACAACUGAGUCAAAUGCAAGACGAUAUUUUUAUAAUUCUAUGUGUAAGAAGUGGGGCGCAAAAAGGCUAAAGCUGUUUGAUAAGGUCUAUGAUCCACUUAAGAGCAGAGCUGAGAUAAUGGAUAGUGUUCCACUAGGGAUUCCACCAGAUCAAUGGAUUUCUUAUGUUGAUUACCGCUUUAAAGAAAAAACACAGGAAACUUGUAAAAGAAAUGCUGAAAUUCGAAAGAAACAAAUUGUUUCACAUAUCGGUGGCUCCAAACCUAACUCCAGAAGAAGGGCUGAAAUGAUGGCUGAGACUGGACAAAAGCCUGGACGAGGACAACUUUAUCUGAUACACAUAGGAAUGAAGAUGGAUCAUAUGUUAAUGAGGCGGCAAAAGAGAUAUGAAAAAAUUGAACUAGCAUUGGCCCAAAGCACCGUGGAUGAGUCUGAAAUUUCGCCAAAUAAUGUUGUUGGUAAGGUGUUGGGAAAAGAGCAAUCUGGAAGGGUAAGGUGCUUAGGAUUAGGAGCUGUUCCUAGCAGAGCUUUUAGACAAACAAGACCUCGUUAUAGUGAUUUGAAUGCUUCAAGUUAUAAUAAUGGUUCAUGUUCUUCCCAAUGCCAAGAGAAGUACAAUCAAAUGUUGAAUGCUCACAAUCAAAGCCAGGAGCACUACAGAGAAAUGAUGAAUGUUAACACUCAAAUUAUGAAUGCUAACACUCAAAUGAUGAAUGCUUUUAAGGCGUAUAUGAUAAUGAAAGAAGGGAAGAUACCUGAAAAAUUUGCAGGGAUAUUUGUUUCUCCUCCUCGUUCAACGCCAAGUGAUGCGGCUAGCGGAUCCAUUUUACCCACGGAUAUAAGAAGAUCAUCCGAUGGAAGUAAUCCUAACGACAACCAUUGAAGUUUCUUGCAAAUGUAUUAGGUAAUUAAGUAUCGUACUCGAUUGAAUGAUCAUAGUAGAUCUUUUGUCCAUAAUGGUUGGAGUGGAUGUUAUGUUUAAUGUUAGUUUUAAGACUUAUAAUAUUGAUGUUUUGUGUUUAAUGGU
Messenger RNA from Nicotiana attenuata, 2664 nucleotides. RefSeq lists its product as uncharacterized. NCBI's taxonomy places the organism in Eukaryota, Viridiplantae, Streptophyta, Magnoliopsida, Solanales, Solanaceae. The transcript is spliced from 9 exons. The record is from RefSeq and is a predicted model, not a curated record. The coding region runs from base 1678 to 2520 and encodes 280 amino acids.